This is a messenger RNA of Abrus precatorius (Indian licorice), 474 nucleotides long. RefSeq names its product basic form of pathogenesis-related protein 1-like. The record is from RefSeq and is a predicted model, not a curated record. The coding region runs from base 1 to 474 and encodes 157 amino acids. NCBI's taxonomy places the organism in Eukaryota, Viridiplantae, Streptophyta, Magnoliopsida, Fabales, Fabaceae. The transcript has a single exon. Gene Ontology annotation, cellular component: extracellular region.
AUGAGGUUGGUGAGCAUUGUGCUAAUAACCAUAUUCUCCACGUGCUGCAUUUGCUUGGCACAAGAUUCCCCAAAAGAUUACAUUGACGCGCACAACAAAGCGCGUGCAGAGGUUGGGGUUGGUCCACUGUCAUGGAGCAAGACCCUUGAAAGCUAUGCUCAAAACUAUGCGAACAAGAUGGUGAAGGAUUGCAAUAUGGUGCACUCCGGUGGCCCUUAUGGGGAGAACCUUGCGGGGAGUUCCGGCGACAUUACGGCUCCAGGUGCAGUCAAAUUGUGGGUAGAGGAGAAGGCGAAUUAUGACCCUAACUCCAACUCCUGUGUUAACAACGGUGAGUGCUUGCAUUAUACGCAAGUCGUUUGGAACGAGACCUUCGAUCUUGGCUGUGGUAAGGCAAAGUGUGACAAUGGUUGGACGUAUGUCGUUUGCAGUUACGACCCUCCCGGCAAUUUUGUUGGCCAAAAACCUUAUUAA